Fusarium oxysporum Fo47 is the source of this 1566-nucleotide messenger RNA. RefSeq names its product kinase-like domain-containing protein. Gene Ontology annotation, molecular function: ATP binding; cAMP-dependent protein kinase activity. Bases 150 to 1328 code for a protein of 392 amino acids. Gene Ontology annotation, cellular component: nucleus; cAMP-dependent protein kinase complex. Lineage: Eukaryota; Fungi; Ascomycota; Sordariomycetes; Hypocreales; Nectriaceae. Gene Ontology annotation, biological process: peptidyl-serine phosphorylation. The record is from RefSeq and is a predicted model, not a curated record. The transcript is spliced from 3 exons.
CGGUUUUCUGGCAGUGUUGGUCCCGGGUUGUUAUGGGCUCGCGCCUCAACCCCAGUCAAUAAUCGAUUCCCAUCGACUUCGCCCCCUCGCCAAUCUCUUCACCUCUCUGUUGCCGCGAUUCUAUCACAGGACUUCAGGACGAUAAAGUCAUGGCUGCGACCGUUGCGCCCUCACAUGCUGGUGGCCUACCAUCGUCAUCGGGAAUCCCUGCGCCCUCGCAUUCCGCAAACUCUCACUCACAUGCCCAAGAUGCUCCGAGUGGACCAACAUCUCCCACCCCAAGUCCAUUACCACAAACCCGCAAAUUCAAUCUUCGCGACUUCAGACGAGUUCGCACACUAGGGACAGGAACAUUUGCUCGGGUCUGCCUCGUCCGUCCCGCCGCAACUGCGCAUAUCCCCCUUGACCAUCAACUCAACCCCGAAGUCUACGCCCUCAAGAUCCUACGGAAACCAGAAGUCAUCCGUCUCAAACAAGUCGAUCAUGUCCGACACGAACGCGCUAUUCUCGCUGAUGUUGCAGGUCAUCCUUUCAUCACAAACCUAAUCGCCUCCUUUUCCGACCAAGAUUCGCUCUACAUGCUGCUCGACUACGUUCCUGGGGGAGAGUUGUUCACAUAUCUUAGAAAGUUACGACGCUUCGAAGAAUCUGUCGCACGCUUCUACGCCGCCGAGAUUGUUCUUGUUCUGGAGUACUUGCAUGAGCAGCAAGGAGGUAUUGCCUAUCGAGACCUUAAACCUGAAAACCUGCUUCUGGAUCAAGAGGGCCACAUCAAGCUUGUUGAUUUUGGCUUUGCCAAGCGACUUGGCUACCGUGAAGAUAACCGCCCUGUCGAGACAUACACCUUGUGCGGGACACCUGAGUAUCUCGCCCCCGAGGUCAUCCAAAACAAAGGUCACACAGGCGCAGUUGACUGGUGGGCACUGGGCAUUCUAAUAUAUGAAUUCUUGACGGGGUAUCCUCCUUUCUGGCACCAGAACCCCAUCGAGAUCUACAAGCAGAUACUAGAAAAGCCCGUUGUCUUUCCCCAAGACCCCCCCUUAUCAGAAGAAGCUAAGGAUAUAAUACGGUCCUUCUGCACCGUCGAUCGUUCUCGGCGCCUUGGUAAUAUAAGCGGCGGUGCAGCACGUGUGAAAGCCCACCCUUUCUUCCAUGACACCAACUGGGAUGACAUUUUCAACCGUCGACAAAAGGGCCCCAUCCAGCCCCCGAUACGAUAUCCGGGCGAUGCACAAUGUUUCGACGUCUACCCCGAGGACGACGGAUCUCGCGAGCCUUAUGGCCGCGAGAUGGCGGAGAAAUAUGACCCAUAUUUCGCUGACUUCUAAUCACCCGAACCCGCCACCCACCUGGAUCGGAAGAUGGGUGCCGACGUAUCUCGUCAUGCCAAACGUCCAUUUAAUACAUGAGAAUUACUCGGCAGUCAGACUCUACUCCAAAUAUGCAAAAGCGCAUACAAGGUGCCCAAAUGACCCUUGAGAAUGAACAUACACACAAUGACGAAUUACGAUUCAACGUCAGAAACAUCGGUUCUUAAAUCAGCAUUUCUAUUAAGCGUUUAUGACC